Darwinula stevensoni is the source of this 6747-nucleotide messenger RNA. The record is from the annotation of a GenBank genome assembly. Lineage: Eukaryota; Metazoa; Arthropoda; Ostracoda; Podocopida; Darwinulidae.
AGCCUGGCCGAGGUGCCGACGUGCGAGGGGCUGCGCCUCCUCGUGCGGCUGUCGAAGGAGUCCAUCACGGGGCUGGUCGUGUUCUCCCAGGAGGAGCCCGCGGGCCCCAUCACCGUGUCGGUGGACCUCAAGAGCCACCGCGACAGGGAGGCGAAGGAGUUCGACUGGAAGAUCUACGAGGUCCCGGUGGAUUACUCGCUGAGGGAUCCCUGCGGGGAGUUGCCGGAGAAAGUGUACGUGGACCUGACGGCGGCCCUGGGGAAGCUGCGGAUCCCGUCGGGUAACAAGGAGUUCACGGUGAGGGCGGACGAGAUCCCCGGGUUCACGGUGUUGGGGCGCGAGGGGACCAUCUGGGGGAGGUCGGUGGUCGUCAGCGGGAACGGGGUCCGACGGUCCUGCGCCACGAUCGAGGUACUUGCGAGUUUCCGGGUGGCUCUUGGGGUUGGGGCGUCGACGGAGGACUGUCGGUUCCUGCAGUUCCUCUUCGACCCCGACGGGAAAGGGCUGCACUGCGCGGGGGACGACCCGAGCCACUGCGCGCAGGGGCACCUGUCGGGGCGGCUGGGCCCCGUCCACGUCGGGGCGGGGGAGGCGAGGGAGUCCCGCCAGCAGUUCUUCGAUCCGGUCUUGGUGCCUCCCGAGGACGACGGGCCGCGGCGGUUGUACCUGGUGCUCGAGGACGAGGGACAUCCGGGGACGUUCCAUGCUUGUGCCCACGUUCGUCGGGUGCCUGAGAAGGCGGCGCAGGCUGUGAUUUCUGCGCAGGGGGUGAAGGGCACCGUCACUUUGCUACAGGAGAAUCCGUUCGUCCUGACGAAAAUCACCAUGGACAUGAAAGGUCUGAGAGGGAUCGCCGGCGGCUAUCACAUCCACGAGUUCCCGGUGCCUGGCGUGGGCCCGGAUUACCUCACGUCCUCACCGUGUCGGGAAACCGGCGGCCACUACAACCCGUUCCGCGUGGACGUGUCCCAGUCCCCGCCCACCGGGCGCGGGUCGCACGACGCCUACGAGCUGGGGGACCUGAGCGGGAAGCACGGGAUCCUGGAGGGGCUGGACGACGUGAAGGGGACGGCGUUCGACACCAUGCUGCCGCUGUGGGGGCCGUUCAGUUCCGUCGGGAGGUCCAUCGUCGUUCACAGGCUCUCUGGGGAGCGGUGGGUGUGUGGGACGAUCUUCAGCCGGCGGGAGACCGUGAGGGCCGUGGCGGUCUUUAGGUUUCCGGUGGUCGGAAUCAUGGAAUUUCGUCAGGAGGUGGACGAUCCCUUGUCAGACACGUCGAUAUUCCUCAGCGAUCUUUUGUAUUCCGAUGGAUCCGAUGCGACGACGGAUGGUCAUCGUUGGUAUGUGAACGUGAAUCCGCCGGUUCAGAAGAACGCCCUGAAUUGGACCGAUCGGUGUUCAUCCGCUGGGGCCCUGUUCAACCCGUCCAAGGUGUUCGAUGUUCAAUGUGUCCAGUGUUCAAUCCAUCGGCACGGCUUUCUCCCGUCGGGUCGGGUGUCGUCGGGGGUGUCGUCAAUUUUCGUGAAGACGACGAAUUCGAGCUCUGAGGAUUGCUCGCUGGCCUUCCCGGAGAAGUGCGAGCUGGGGGACCUCACCACGAGGCAUGGGUCCCUCAAAGCGGUGGGCCUGAAGUCGGACAGAAUCCAGUCUCGCAGGUUCUUCACGGACUCCUUCCUCCCGCUGUCGGGGCCGAACAGCGUGAUCGGGAGGUCGAUCGUCAUUCACGACGACAAGGCGCCAGAGCAUCGGGGGGACAGGAUGGCGUGUACCACAAUAUUGAAGUCGUUCAGACACAAAGGUGUUGCAAAUGAAUGGUACACCAAUUCAAGAGGUGAAGAUAUCGAAGGGGAGCUGGAAAUCACUCAGGACUCGCCCAACGAUCCGACACGUGUGGAAGUGGAACUACGAGGACUGAAGGAAUUGGCAUCGGGGUAUCAUGUUCACAUGGUUUCAGUUCCGAUAAGCGUGGAGUUCCCCUGCCAGGGGUCUGAAGUUUACGACCACUUCAACCCGCUGGCCGUGCAGGUGAACGCCAGCCUCCCGUGGGCGGCGGGCACGGCCGACCAGUACGAGAUCGGGGACCUGAGCGGGAAGCACGGCGGGCUCGACGCCAUGAAGGAGGUGGAGGCGGAGUACAACGACACCAUGCUGCCGCUGUAUGGGCUCUACUCCGUCGUCGGCCGCAGCGUCGUGGUUCACAAGCAGGAGGACGGGGCCCGGUGGGGAUGCUCCAGCAUCCGGUGGGGGUAUGCCACCUCGGAGGCGAGGCAGUAUUCUUCCAUUGCGUCUUUCCACCAUCCUCAGGGGUUUCUCUAUGGCUACAUUCGAUUCAGGCAAGUUGUCUACACAGAUGGGAGCUCUACAGACACGUCAAUUGAAGUGAAUUUGCGAUAUCCAGGAAGUUAUGACAAAAAUCAAGAACCUAAUGAGCUUGGGUUUCGUACAACAGGCCAUGGAUGGGCCGUGCAUUCUAGCGGCGUGGGACAGGAUGCCGUGGUGAAGGCGUCCAAUGCUCGCUGCGUUGCUGCUGGAGAACAGUGGAAUCCAUAUUUUGUUCAUUCUUAUCAUCCAAAUAAGGAUGAGUUUUAUAAAGAAGAAUGUGGACCAGAAGUACCCUUGCGCUGUAAAGCAGGCGAUUUGACUGGAAAGCUUGGCACCAUCUCGAUUGGAGGAAAGAGGGCAGUUUUUGGGGAUGCAAACCUUCCAUUUGGUGGGGAAGUUUCUGCUCUUGGAAAAUCUGUGGUGAUAUUUGAUGCAAACUCAAGCGGACAGAGGUUAUCCUGUGCUGUCAUUGAACCAGAUGAUGACAUUGUCAAGUGGACUACUAUUGAAAAAUCACCUCGCUUUGUUGCUGCCCAAAUGAUGGAUGAGCUGCGUGAAGUUCUUGGUGCUCCCGAGUGGAUGGUAGAGCUGGAUGCACCAAAGACGAAAGAGCUUCACGAUGGGGCAUGCCUGCAAAUACUCAUCCACUUCAAAGGUCCAAAAGCCAGGGAGUUGGAGCUUGACUUCAGUCGACUGCUGGGAGGAGGAGUUUUAAGCGCCCCUACCAUCUCAUUGCCAGGAGUUGAUUAUUCUAAGCGACCAAAGAAAUUGUCGCAUCAGCAAUGCAACUAUGGAGAAUCUAUGUGUGCAGCAAAGUCCCUACACCCAAAGGUACGUUCAUACAAAUCACCCAACCCAAACCCUCUGGCAUAUCGUUUCACACUGGGUACCUCUGGUGAUACUGUUGCUGAGCUGCCUCUCUUCUGCUUUGAGGGUGUAUCAGGUGAUGACAGACCACAAAAAGAUCUCACUGGAGUUUUUGGGCUAGGCUACAAGAGGCUGGAUGCUGCUGCCCAUCUUAUGAUGAGGGUGCUCAUGGCUGUGAAAUCCAAUCAGGUAGAAGAAGCUGUCUCUUCCCUCUCCAAAGAUCAGGUUGACCUGCUGAUGAAGUACAUCUAUCGAGGGUUUGAAAUACCCUCAGAAGGAAGCAGUGGCCAUCUGCUGUUGUGGCACGAGAAGGCAUUUGAGAAGGGUGGCAUCGGAAGUAUAGUUCUUGUUUUGUGCAUGGCCACUAUAGCAUCUACCCAGAGUGCAAAGAAGCUUUUUGAGGAUAACAAGAUCCGAUUAUCAGAAAGAGUUCAAGCAAAUGUGUUACUCCUAGGAUCUUUGACUCGCCAGGUGCAAAGAGGCUCAAAAUCAUCCGAGAGCGUGGAAAAGCUGUAUGCAUUGGCAACUCAUCUGGGAUUUCAAUUUGAAGCUAUUGAAAAUAGUGCUGAGAAGUUGGAGAAUGGGAGAGAGAGAGAGCACAUGAGAACUGAUUCUUCAAUCUUCAAGAGUCUUGUGAAACCUGGAAAGAUAUGGCAUACUAUGAUCUCAAUGUUACAUCAUGACCUGAUCUUUGAUUCAACUCCAUCAUUUCUUCCAGUGGGAUAUGAUGUAGUUGCCAUCAACACAUACUUGGAUGCGUCAUAUGUAGCUCCAAAGAAGAAGAGAGAAAAAGAGGAAAUGAAAGAAGUUCCAUUGCCUCCAGAUUUGAAGGAGGUCAUACUUCCAUCAGAUUUGGAAAAGUUCAAACGGAGGCACAGAAAUCCAAGGAUCUAUCAAAGAAUUACAGUGGAACUUCCAGAUCCUGUUGCUUCUCACAAGCUGAUGCGAAGUCCCAAUUUAAAGAGAUAUGACAUCCUUGCAGUUCUGCCUCAGUCUCCAGCAGCCUUCCUGCAUGCUUGCAAUGUCAUGGACAUUGAUAUCAUCACUAUUGACCCUACUUCAAAGUAUCCAGUACGCUUGAAUCGGCGUCUCUACAACAUUGCUGUGAAGCGGGGUGUCUCCUUUGAACUUCUAUAUUCUCCCAUGUUGAGGGAUGUUGCUGCAAGGAAGAACAUGAUCAGCAUUGGUCAUGAUUACUUCACUUUGGGAAAUGCCAAACUCAGAACAGUAAUUGCUUAUCAACUAAAUAACUACUUCUCAUCUUUGAUGCCUCAGAAUAUCAUCAUAUCCAGUGGAGCAGAGAGAUCAAUGGAUAUGAGGACUCCCUUUGAUGCUGCCAAUAUAGGGUUGCUAUUUGGCCUGAAAGAAAGUCAAGCCAAAGAUGCCAUCACCAAGGCCUGCCGAGCUGUGAUAAUGCAUUCUGAAACCAGAAAAACAGUGAAGGGAGUGGCAAGUGUGAUUCCUCUCAGUGACUUCCCAGAGAGUGAGUUAUGGAAGCUUGAUGGUUUGCUGGAAAGUGAAGAACCUGACAAAGAUAGACCAAUCACUCAAAAAGUUGAAGAGAUGCAAGAUUCUGAAGAAGAAAUGGAACACGUGGAAGACAUUUCUCCCUCUGAGGAGGAAGCGCAGACUCACUCUACUCAGUGUCACAAUGGUGGUGCAAAAGAGGAAGAACCAAAAGCUAAGAAACCACGUGGUCAUCACUUGGAACUGGGAGCCAGUUGGAUACAUGGUGUUCUGGGAAAUCCUAUGUUUGAACUUGCAUUGUCAAACAAGUUGGUGGACAUAAAUUAUCAGCCAAAGCCACAUCAUCUGGUAGCAUUGACAGAACAGGGAACUCGUGUUCCAUUCCACAUUGUUCAGGAGGUGUAUGAUGCAUAUUCCAUCUUUUUCCGACGUUGCGAGGAGUAUUUCCUCUCCAAGUAUGAACCUCCAGAAGGGAUUUACAGUGUAGGGGACCAUGUGAAUCUGGAAGUUAGCAUUUAUCUGCAAGACUUCUCUCCAGAAGAACAACACAUGAGGAGGAUGCUCUUCAACCACUUAUUGAAUCGGGAGACGUGUAUCAGUGGUUGUAACUCUAUGGAUGACAUUGACCUGUACGAAAUUGGCAGCUACACUGAGUUGCCUGGUGGGAAUCUCCUCUUGAAGAAUGGCUACAGUUCCAUAUUACCUGUGCUUUUGAAGCCCAUCCCAGAACAUGUGAUCUUGAAGAAGCAUGUGGUGCAGCAUAUACGGUGGAGGUUGACCUGGAACGAGGAAGAAUGUUGCCUGGACAGUAGAGAAGGUGAACAUGUCAGUGACAGUGAGAGUGAGACUGAGUCAGAGGAGUCUGGUGCUACCAUUGUUGGAAGAACAUCCCAGGAACAAAGUCUUGAUACAGUCACCUUGGAAGAAAGUCUUUCCAGUGUGAAAGCAUCUCUAGCUUCAGAAUUGAUCAAAAAACCAGGGAGCACAAGUGAUCCUCAUUUAGGAGGAAGGGUAAAAUGCAAGCGCUCAGAUGGCAUUCCUGUUGUUGAAUUACAAUGUGAGAAUGGAGCCACAUUUUAUGCAGAGCAUGUUAUAUGCACCCUCCCUCUGGGAGUUCUCAAAGAGAGUUAUAACACCAUGUUUGAUCCACCGCUCCCCAAGUACAAAGUAGAUUCAAUCCAGAGGCUCUUGUUUGGAACAGUAAACAAGAUCUACUUGAUUUAUGAUCGAUCAUUCCUCCAUCCAAGUUUAUCUGAAAUUAUUAUCCUCUGGGAAGAUGAACAGAAGCAGGAACCUAUUGAACAGUGUUGGUUCAAAAAAAUAUAUUCCUUUACAAAAAUGUCCGAUGGUGUGCUCCUUGCUUGGUUAUCUGGAGAGGCUGCUGAAUAUGCAGAACACCUAGAUUCUGAUGUGAUUGCUGAUCAGUGCACAGAUAUCCUGCGUAAAUUUCUCAAGGACCCAUAUGUGCCAAAACCAAUCCAUUGCAUACGGACAUCUUGGAAGCAGCAACCAGGUUCCAGAGGAUCAUAUACUUCCAUACCUGUUGGCAGCAGGCAGAUAGACAUGGAGAGCUUAUCUCAGCCCAUCUAUGCUUCCCCUUUCCAUGAAAAGCCAGUGCUGCUAUUUGCUGGAGAGCACACUCAUCCAACAUUCUAUUCCACUGUUCAUGGUGCCUAUUUGUCUGGGAGAGAUGCAGGGUUGGCUGUAGGAGUAAAAAGCACCCCUACACCUUCCAGACCUUGGUCUCCCCAGUCCCACACAACUUUGGAAGUCUCAAAGGGUGAUACUGGGCCUCUGGCCCUGUUGGUCAACCAAUUGUCCAACAAUGAAGACAUGCACAGGCUGCACAUGACAAAGUUUGGACAGACCAAGAGCAAUCAUAUGAUCCAACUCCCUGCCAAUACUGAAGAGCUUCUUUGGAUUGGGUGUCAGAUCGUUGCCAUCUCCUCGACGAGCCUUCCCACUGCUCAAAGAAGACAGUUCACGAUGAGAGCUGACCUACCUGUGUCGAAUUCCAUGCAGUGCCACAGCAGGAUUGAAGACAGGAUCCACAAUCUCUUCCAGGCGAUGAGGAUCCAACUCAGAUGGGGU